AACCGACCUCUGGUUUGUUUAACUUCAUUAGUUCCGGUGUUUUUGAUUCAUUAAAUCCUUUUUGACCGUUUUUAUUGAUGGAGUUUGGUUUGAUCGACUGUCACUGUCAUUUAGCUGCGCGAGAGUUCCAAGAGGAUCUGUGCCACGUGAUCCAGAGAAGCAAACAGGCUGGCGUAAAGACUCUCGUGGUCGUUGUAGAAGAAGCUGCGGAGUUUUCCAGAGUUCUGCAGCUGCAGGAGAGUUAUCCGGAUCUUGUGGCUCCAUGUUUCGGCCUCCAUCCUCUGCAGAGCUGCGGGGGGUCCGAGCAGCGCAGCGUCAAGCCUCAGGAUCUGGAUCCGGUCCUGCAGCAGUUCUACGCCCACGGGGAGCGCCUCGUCGCUGUCGGAGAGAUCGGGUUGGAUUUCACUCCGUGGUGCGCGCCCACUCAGCAGGACAGAGACGACCAGAUGAACGUCUUCGUUAAACAGCUCAGCGUCUCCAAGGAGCUGGACCUCCCUGUGAACGUCCACUCACGGUCUGCAGCUAAAGUCACCAUAGACACCAUGAGACAACAAGGUAUCAGUCAGGCUCUGCUUCACAACUUCGCUGGGAAGCCGUCCGUGGCUCUGGAAGGCGUGAAAGCCGGUUACUACUUCUCCUUCCCACCUGCUGUCUGCAGGAACCAACAGAGAGACAAACUGAUCAGGCAGAUCCCGCUGGAACACAUCUGUCUGGAAACAGACUCUCCUGCGCUGGGACUCGACAAAGAUGUGAGGAACGAGCCCAGCAGCAUCGGCCUGUCCUGCAGCUACAUCGCUGAGGUCAAAGGUCUGUCGCCUCAAACGGUUCAGGUCGCCACGGCUCACAACGCUCGCAGACUCUUCCCCAAAGCAAAAGCACUCGGAUCAUGUCCCGAUGCAUCCAGGUAGAAAGAUCUAACGAAGCUGAGUCAGGUUCAAAAUGGAAACACUCAGAUCAGACUGCACCUGCUGACAGUGCCACGUAUUUAAUUAUAAGCUCAUAAUUUUGAAUCACUUUAUAUUUUAAAUGCCUUUUCUACUUUAAUUUAUGGUUGUGUAAAAUUUAA
Messenger RNA from Nematolebias whitei (Rio pearlfish), 1066 nucleotides. RefSeq names its product TatD DNase domain containing 3 (gene tatdn3). Gene Ontology annotation, molecular function: hydrolase activity, acting on ester bonds. The record is from RefSeq and is a predicted model, not a curated record. The transcript has 10 exons. NCBI's taxonomy places the organism in Eukaryota, Metazoa, Chordata, Actinopteri, Cyprinodontiformes, Rivulidae. The coding region runs from base 78 to 908 and encodes 276 amino acids.